AUGGCGAAAAAAACAAAACUACCUACAGAACUCAUAUGUCUAAGUGACGACGACGAUGAUGAAGAUAAUAAUAACCAUGUGAAUAGCAAAUCUCGUACGACUCCUCUUAAACAAAAAGAAAGCGUAACGAUUGUUAAUAAUUCUUCCAAUGAUGCAUUGAAUUGGGCUAUUCAUGAGAAAGAUAUUAUUUAUGUUUCUCCAUUACCAAUGAAAUAUUCAGACGUUUAUAAAAAACCAUUUGAAAUCCGUUGUUCAAGUGUUUAUUUCGGUCUCGUUCAGUUCAAUGUUGAGUCUGAAGUUAUCAUGAUGAAAGAAACAGAAUUCGAAAUGAAAUUAACGGGUGGUUUCAUGGAUAAUUUGAAUAUCAAAUUAGCAUACACGGAUGUGAUCAAGUUUUAUUUUUCCUUCGAAUCUCGUAUUCCAGUUGCCUUUAUUCAUGUUCGCAAUGAAUUCGCCAUACUCUUCGAUCAAAAAAUUCCGACAUCAGAUGAACACGGACGAGGAUUUAAUCCGGCCUCUAAAGAUGAAAAACGACGCCAUAUCAUUUUUUGUCUAAAACCAUUAACAUCCGAUUUGCAGAGAAUUCAUUUACCUACAAUUUAUCAUUUUCUCAAGACAAAAUCUCCAAAAACGGACAUCUACUGCAUCAGUGGUACACGAGCUGACGAAUUGUAUAACCUCACGCGCUUCUCAAAAGCCUCAGCACCAACGCCGAAGAAAACACCAUUUGUACUCAAUACAAACGAUUUGACUGCCAAAACAGUUGGAUUAAACAAUAAUACUAUUCGAUUUGAUCUUUCAUCUGAUGAUUUGCAUUGUUUGAAUGAGGGUGAAUUUCUCAAUGACAAUAUUAUCGACUUUUAUCUACAGUAUAUCUAUUAUGAAAAGUUAUCGGACGAAGAUCGUCAACGCACUUACUUAUUCAAUUCAUUCUUUUAUAAACGAUUGACACAGAAAGACAAACGUGACAAUCCAGACAUCUCAGUAGCUGAACAACGGUAUAAUCGUGUAAAACGAUGGCUUCGUGAUGUUGAUUUAUUCGCUAAAAGUUAUAUUAUCGUACCAAUCAAUCAAAACGCACAUUGGUAUAUUGUUCUUAUCCAAAAUCUCAACAACGUUCCGACUGAAGGUGAUCUAAUCAGUGACGAUGAAGACGACAGUCAUGAGGAUCUAUCCAAGUCGAAGAAACGACGACGUUCAUCCAGAAUAAUUCACCAUACUGGUAGUACCAAUGGACUUCGAAGUUCGUCACCCGCGAGUAAACAAUACUUAACUGACGAGUUCGAAGAUGCCGAUGAAGUCGCAUCGGACAAUGAUGUUCCCUUACAGCUCAAUAUUGAAUCACUCGUCGGUCCGAAAAACAAUUCCCUCUCUCCUGCAAUCAUCAUCUUCGAUUCAUUACGCACGGACUCGAAAACUCGUGUCGCACCGACAUUACGUGAAUUUCUUCAGCUUGAAUAUGAUCAUAAGAAAACUCUACCUAGUGGAUCAUUAGCUCGUAAAUUAUUCAAUGUGGACACAAUACCAACGAUUGAAGCUGGUGUACCUCAACAACGCAACUAUUCCGAUUGUGGUUUGUACGUCUUACAAUAUAUCGAAAGUUUUUUUACGCAUCUCUCUUCGACGGUAAAUGUUCAAUCGACAACGUUCACAAAUUGGUGUGAAAAGAAUCUUAAAGGUUCGAUGAAACGUAAAGAAAUUUUGAAUGUUAUUAAUCAACAUGUGAUUACCAAAGAUGAAUAG
Adineta ricciae is the source of this 1743-nucleotide messenger RNA. The record is from the annotation of a GenBank genome assembly. NCBI's taxonomy places the organism in Eukaryota, Metazoa, Rotifera, Eurotatoria, Adinetida, Adinetidae.